UAUUAUCUCUCAACUAAUGGAGACAAUACUUUCAAGCUCAUUCAUUUGACAAACGAUAUGAAUUCUAACUCUUAUGAACAUGACUUGGUACCAUUCCAAUUAUCAGCAGCUAAUGGACAGGAUAUGCAUAUAGGUCUUUCAGAUGCAGAUCAAAACAGCUGGAGUACUCUUAAUAUGAAGUUUAUUGGGUCUGGAUCUCCGUUCCUUGGAAAAAGCUCAGAUUCAGGUCUUCCUAAUGUUCGAACUAAAACGCUAACCGAAGAAAAGAAUGGGCCCAACUAUGGUGAAUCUGGAAUGACGGAAGGAAAAAUGCAAGCUAAAGAGCAUAGGAGAGACUUUGUCGAUCCAAAUCUACUGACCACGCCCUCUAGACUUUACCUCGAACUCAUACGGCCUUUGGAUUGGGAGAAACAAAAAUUAUACGAAAUGAUGUUGGUUGUAGAGGAUAGAGGUGUUCCAUCUUUGACAGGAAAAACAGACCUUAAAGUGAGUUUGCAAUUCCUAAUGGGUUAA
Molecule: messenger RNA, 513 nt
Organism: Protopolystoma xenopodis
Lineage: Eukaryota; Metazoa; Platyhelminthes; Monogenea; Polystomatidea; Polystomatidae
Source: the annotation of a GenBank genome assembly